AUGGAGGACAGCCCGCUGGAGAUGAAGGCGGAAGCGCCUGCCGCUGAUGACCAGAGCGAAGCCUUCAGAGCUCGCAUGGCGCAGUUCACAUACUCCCCGUUGAAGGAAGCAGAAGGUCUGCGGCGCUCGGCCAGACUCUCCAGCCCACGGUCGGCGAUUCUGUCAACGACCUCCAGCGCUUCCCCGUCCCCGAGAAAACGACUUCGGCUUCAUGAAGCAAGUGACAGCGACGGCAUCAAAGUAGAGGAAGAGCCGGGAUCUAUCUUGGCGCAGGAUGAUAGCACAUCUACGAUGCCAAAGUUGAAAAAGAGAAGAAGCACAACGAAGCAGCGGUCGGCUCAAGAUCCACACUAUCCACCCAACAACUUGGUCGACAGCUUGCGGCCCGGUCUGACGCUCGUGUGCAUCGGCCUCAACCCGGGGCUCAUGACGGCAGCAACCGGUCACGCAUACGCCCAUCCUUCCAAUCGGUUCUGGCAGUUGCUACACGACUCGGGCGUCACCCCAAAGAAGCACAUUCCUGCCGAGACUAGAGAUUUGAUGGAUUUGUACAGUAUCGGGAACACCAAUAUCUGUGCUCGGCCGACACGGAGUGGAGAUGGUCUGAGCAAGGAGGAAAUGGCGGAGGGUGCUGUCCUAUUGGACAAGAAGAUUGCGCUUUAUAAACCAGAGGCGGUGGUUAUCGUUGGGAAGAGUAUCUGGGAGACUAUCUGGAUGGUCAAGAAGGGUCUGAAGCGCUCCAAGGACCCGGACUUCCGUUGGGGAUGGCAGGACGAGGACAUGCAGCUGGGAAGAACCUGGAAAGACGGAGAAUUGACGUGGCCUGGAGCAAAAACCUAUGUGGCCACAUCUACCAGUGGCCUGGCCGCUACGUUGAGACCAGCAGAAAAGCUCGCCAUAUGGAAGCCCUUGGGUGACUGGAUGACAGCCAAGCGGCAAGAAGCAAACGCGCCAAAAUCUGAGUGA
This is a messenger RNA of Cladophialophora carrionii CBS 160.54, 966 nucleotides long. RefSeq lists its product as uncharacterized. The record is from RefSeq and is a predicted model, not a curated record. Lineage: Eukaryota; Fungi; Ascomycota; Eurotiomycetes; Chaetothyriales; Herpotrichiellaceae. Gene Ontology annotation, biological process: base-excision repair, AP site formation. Gene Ontology annotation, molecular function: mismatch base pair DNA N-glycosylase activity. The transcript has 2 exons. The coding region runs from base 1 to 966 and encodes 321 amino acids.